This is a messenger RNA of Cebus imitator (Panamanian white-faced capuchin), 979 nucleotides long. RefSeq names its product BLOC-1 related complex subunit 8 (gene BORCS8). Gene Ontology annotation, cellular component: BORC complex. The coding region runs from base 96 to 455 and encodes 119 amino acids. The transcript has 6 exons. Lineage: Eukaryota; Metazoa; Chordata; Mammalia; Primates; Cebidae. The record is from RefSeq and is a predicted model, not a curated record.
GUCGUGCGGCAUCCGGUUUCCGCAGGGAAGGCUUAGGCGGCCGUCCCAGCUUCCUGUUCCGAUCCCGUUCUUCGGUUUGCCAGGCCGUGGUCGCUAUGGAGGAGCCCGAGAUGCAGCUGAAGGGGAAGAAAGUCACGGACAAGUUCACUGAAAGCGUCUACGUCCUGGCCAACGAGCCGUCCGUGGCCCUGUACCGGCUGCAGGAGCACGUGCGCCGCUCCCUCCCCGAGCUGGCCCAGCACAAGGCAGAUAUGCAGCGUUGGGAGGAGCAGAGCCAGGGAGCCAUCUACACCGUGGAGUACGCCUGCAGCGCCGUGAAGAACCUGGUGGACAGCAGCGUCUACUUCCGCAGCGUGGAGGGUCUGCUCAAACAGGCCAUCAGCAUCCGGGACCAUAUGAAUGCCAGUGCCCAGGGCCACAGCCCCGAGGAACCACCCCCGCCCUCCUCAACCUGAUCCUGGAAGACACUUGGGGCCCCUUAGGCUCCCCCGACCCAGGGCAUACUGGGGGGCCUCUGUGCCACUACCCUGCCUCUCCACCGUUCCACUCUGCUGAGGAGUUGGAGGAGCCCAGAACCACCCCAUCCGGGGCCCUGAUUAGCACGUGGCCUCCAGAGUCCUUUGCCCUUCUUACCUGCUCUGAAGAUACCUCUCAAUGUCCAUCUGUUCUCCAUGCGACCAUUUAUCCAGCAAACGCUGACUGGUAUUUGUGAGCCAGACAGGCCAGCCCUGUCUUGCUCAGACCUGCAGGAGAAACUGGCAGCAGAACGGGAUUGUCACCUCCCUCCCAGCACCUGUGAGGACAACUGGGGCUGGGGGGUGAGGGAGGCAGGCAUCGGGGACCCCAGACCCUUCUAGAACUCUGAGUCACUCAUAGCCCCCCUGGGUGCGACCUCAACCAGUGACUGACAGUUUUGUCUCUCUGUUGCCAGGCUGGAGUGCAGUGGCAUGAUCUUGGCUCACUCACCUCUGCUGCUGGG